Molecule: messenger RNA, 1532 nt
Organism: Podospora pseudocomata
Lineage: Eukaryota; Fungi; Ascomycota; Sordariomycetes; Sordariales; Podosporaceae
Exons: 2
Coding region: 240-1532 (430 amino acids)
Molecular function (GO): GTP binding
Source: RefSeq, a predicted model, not a curated record
AUAGGGCUAACCAUGGUAUUUCCAGGCGCUGACGCAGUCCAAUCGUUCAAUGCACUGCCCGCAAAAACAAACAACUUGGUCGCCUUCAGGGCCGACGCCACAUGCAGGAAUACGUGUUUUCUUUCCCAGUAAUCACCCACACACAGCAAUUGGCGGCGCCAUCAUUGUCAAUAGCUCAAAAUUAAGCCUGCCACCCACCCCUCACCAUUGUACCGCUACUUCGAUCUGGAGAUGCCGUAAUGACUGCACACCUCACGCGAUGGAAAGUCCCCCGCAUUGGGCGGUCUGGCCCAGGCAGGCAGUCCACGAGGUUUAUCAUGAGGAAUUCCACAUUUCAGGACAAAUCAAGGGACACCAGGCCCCGUCAUCACGAUAUCCUUUUUGCUCUCGUUUUCUCCAAACCUCCUGCCACCUUAGCCGACGACCUUUGUCACCGUGACAUAUCUACCAGAAAGAUGGGCGAGCCUGAACAAAGCAUGAUUUUCAUCAUGGGCCUCUCGGGUUCCGGCAAGUCAAGAUUUGUAAACCUCUUGCGACAGAAUUCGGUGCGCGAGGGAGCAGGUCUGCAAUCAGAAACCCAGGAAUGUCAAAUCGUGCAGCUGCGACUGAAGGACAAGCUAGUGUCGGUUGUCGACACUCCAGGAUUUGGCGACUCCCGAAAGACCGACGCCGAAAUACUGUCAACCAUAUCCGACUUUCUCAUUCUUCAGCAUGCAGCUGGUUUCCGACUGAGCGGUAUCAUCUGGCUGCAUCCAAUUGAACAACAGAGAAUGCGCAGACCAGACCUCCAGGCCCUUACCAUGUUCCAUGAUCUCUGCGGCAAGGAUGCUCUCUCAGCCGUUACCCUACUCACCACUAGAUGGGAUCAUGUUAAAGAUGAGAGGACUGGUGCCAUGCGCGAGCGGGAGUUGCGGAGGAGUUUCUGGAAGGAUAUGAUCGACCACGGUGCCAACGCGCAACGCUUCAAUGGCUCCUCAGAGAUGGCGAAGUCAAUCGUGCGGCGCUUGCUACGCAAUAAACCGGUGAUAUUGCAAAUCCAAAAGGAUAGCAUGGAGUCAGGCAAGAGGCUACGUGAUACCGCUGCAGGGGCUAGAAUUAUGGAAGAUCUUGAGGUUGAUCUGAAGAGACAGGAGGAGAAGGUAAAGAAGGCCGAGCGGGAACUCAAAGCCGGGGCACAAUCUGGCGAUCAGGCGACCGAACAAGCCUUACGAACACGGUACGAAGCAGAAGCGAGGGAAAGGGAGCGGCUCAUCUCGAGCUGUCAACGAAUGAAUGCAAAUCUGGGCCAAGAGAUAAUGGAAAAGUGGGACAGGAUUCAAGAAGAUUUACCACAGGCCGGAGCCGGGUCUGACUCGGACUCAUGUCUCGAACAUGAGAAGCAAGUACCUAACAAGGGUACAGCUCCGAAAAUCGAAAACACUCGAAGGAACAGGUGGAAAGGGCGGGUUUCUGCCUUUGCGAAUGUUCUUGGCUUGACCCUGACUGCGGUGGUCCACAUUGUUCUUCCAUUGGCUGGUAUUGCCGUCGGCUGA